This is a messenger RNA of Triplophysa rosa, 3951 nucleotides long. RefSeq names its product ubiquitin specific peptidase 28 (gene usp28). The transcript is spliced from 26 exons. Gene Ontology annotation, biological process: protein deubiquitination; regulation of protein stability; DNA damage checkpoint signaling. The record is from RefSeq and is a predicted model, not a curated record. Gene Ontology annotation, cellular component: cytosol; nucleus. Gene Ontology annotation, molecular function: cysteine-type deubiquitinase activity; protein binding; cysteine-type endopeptidase activity. Bases 100 to 3552 code for a protein of 1150 amino acids. NCBI's taxonomy places the organism in Eukaryota, Metazoa, Chordata, Actinopteri, Cypriniformes, Nemacheilidae.
GCGCGUGUGGGUGUGUGUGUCGCGUGGAGUUGGUCACGCUCUGGACUCAGGGUGAAGCAUUCUGGAGAGUUAAAACCAAUAAAGUCAUCCUGCGCUGCCAUGAGAGUUGAACAGGAUAUUGAACAUGGAGAAACGUCAGCAAAUUCGAACCAAAUGCUGAUUAACCAGCUCAGAGAGAUCACCGGCAUUCAAGAUCUGCAUGUUCUCCAGAGUACCCUGAAUGCUAGCCAAGGUGACAUCAGCCAAGCUAUAGGGGUACUGACCACCCAGACCACGAAGGAAGAGCACAUGCCAGAAGAACCUACUCAAGCCAACAAUGAGAGAAAUACAUCCAAUACACUGAACGGUCCUGCCAAAGAUGAUCUGCAGACAGCGAUUGAGCUCAGUCUUCAGGAGUCGCAACAAGCAGAGGCAGAAAGGAGAGAGCUUCACAGGGCUCUCGAGGUCAGCGCAGAAGAGAAUGUGGCCCACAUGAAAAGAAAGAGGUGUGAGGCAUCUGGAGAGAGCUGCAGCCCUGUGGACUGGAUCCGGCAGGAGGACUGGCCCGUGGGCAUCCGGAAUGUGGGAAAUACUUGCUGGUUCAGUGCUGUCAUUCAGUCUCUGUACCACCUGCCGGUCUUCCGUCGACUGGUGCUCAACUAUUGCCUGUCUGAGCGCGUGCUGGAGAAAUGCAAGAGUCACUCAGAGAAAAGGAACAUUGCCUUCAUGCAGGAGUUGCGCUGCCUGUUUGGUCUGAUGGUGGGCUCAAACAGAAGGUUUGUAGACCCCUCUGCAGCCGUGGAGCUUCUCAGGGAUGCAUUUCGAACCAGUGAGGCACAACAGGAUGUCAGUGAAUUCUCACACAAGCUGCUUGACUGGCUGGAGGAUGCAUUCCAACUGGCUGCUAAUGGAACUAACCCAGAGGAUAAACAGAACAACCCAAUGGUCCAGCUGUUCUAUGGAACAUUUGUUGCUGAGAGGCUUCUUGACGGAAAGAUUGUUUCCAAUAUUGAGCAAUUUGGACAAUACCCUCUCCAAGUGAAUGGAUUUAAUAAUUUAGAUGAAUGUUUGGAGGGUGCUAUGGUUGAAGGAGAGAUCGAGUCCCUUCAUUCAGAUCAAAAGGUUUCCACUAGUCAGGAGAGGUGGUUCUCCAAGCUGCCGCCAGUGUUGACCUUUGAGCUGUCCAGAUUUGAGUUCAAUCAGUCUUUAGGGCGACCAGAGAAAAUACACAAAAAACUGGAGUUUCCCCAAGUGAUCUACAUGGACAGAUACCUCCACAAAAAUGUUUACCAGACCCAUGGCAGAAGAGGAGAGGUGAAGAGACUGAAGGACCAGUUAACAAUUCUACAGCAGAGACUUGAGGGAUAUAAAAACUACGGUUCAGGGCCAACCAAAUACCCCCUCGCCGACAUGUUGCAGUACGUCCUUGAGUUUGCCACCAUGAAACCCGCAAACGUGUCUCCAGCCUCCCCGGUACCCAUAAACCCUCCUGUUCCCAUAGAACCCAGCUCAGGUGACACCAGUCAAACAGAACCAGAUGAUACAAGCCCAUCAGAUGGUUUACAGACAGCCACGCAGAGAACUCCAAUACACAAGCCUUUCACUCAGUGCAGACCGUCUUUGGAAAUACCCCUGCAGCCGGCCCCUCACAGUGUGACAGAGGAGGAACUGCACUUUGUCAUAGGCUGCUUACAGCGCUGGAGAGCAGAGGUCGAGAACACCAUAAACGAGCUGAAAGCCAGCAUUGACAAGGUCAGUCAGGCCCUGGAGGGCAUGUACUCAGAUAACAGUCUGUGUCAGGUACCCUACAGGCUACACGCUGUUCUCGUUCAUGAGGGACAGGCUUCCGCUGGCCAUUACUGGGCUUACAUCUAUGAUCACACUAACAAACGCUGGCUGAAGUACAAUGAUGUAAUGGUAACAGAGUCCACCUGGGAAGAACUGGUCCGAGAUUCGUACGGAGGCAUGACCAACGCCAGUGCCUACUGCCUGAUGUACAUCAAUGACGAUUUGCCAUAUCUCAUCGCAGAGGACACAGACAAUGAGACUGGACAGGUCCUAAAGGGAAUGGACUCCCUCCCUCCAAUCCUGAGACGUUACGUACGGGAAGACAACCACUGGUUCCAGCAAGAGCUGAGAGAAUGGGAAGAGCAGUUCUGCCAAGCCCAACGUGACGAAUCGUGUCAUCAGGCACUCACUUCAACCAACACAGAGGAACCAGUUCCAGAACAGCCACAGAAUCAAGAUCAAGAGCCACACCAAGAACCACCUGUGGCCAGUCCAGCAGAUUUCAACUCGAUAUCAUCAGAGGCCACUGAGAAUUUAAGAGAGACAGCUGAGGAGCAUAUCACCAGCAAGCAGGCACACAGCCAACAAAAUGAAGAGAAGUCAGAGGAAAGUCAGUCAGCCGCUAAGGACAGAGUGGAGACUGAGGUUGAGGUGGUGGAGGCAGAGGAGAAGGUCAACAGUGAUGAGGCAGAACCAGAGGCAGAUACAGACACUCAGCCAGAGUCAGAGGCCACGUCCACAGAGGAGAACCCAGCCGCGGCCAGACGCAGACAGCCUGAGAAUGAAGUGUCUGAGGUGGAGAUACCCAAUGUAGGCAAGAUCCUGUUGCGCUCUGAUGCAGAUGGUUAUAAUGAGGAGAUGAUGUUAACCCCAGCUAUGCAGGGCGUCAUACUUGCUAUUGCCAAAGCAAGAGAAGCCUUUGACAAGGAUGGACCUGAAGCAGGACUUAUCAAAGCGUUCCAUGAGGAAUAUUCCAGAUUGCAUGAACUGUCCCAGGAGGAGACAACACCCCAGCAGGACCCUCGACUCCAGCAUGUGCUGGUCUACUUCUUCCAGAAUCAGGCACCCGGUCGUGUGAUCGAGAGAACCUUACUGGAGCAGUUUGUAGAUCGUAACCUGAGUUUUGAUGACAGGGCCAUCAGUAUAAUGAGAGAGGCCAGAACUAAACUCCGCCUCAUUAAACCAGAAGACAUGGACAUGGAUGAAUACUUGCAAUGGCAUGAAGACUACAGCAUGUUCAAGACAGUGUUUGCCUACCUGUUGACAGGUCUUGAACAGUAUCAGAACGGAAAAAUAAGAGAGGCACUGAAUUACCUUGCACAUGCACACCAGGACAACUCAGUCCUUCUUAGGAAAGGGGAGAAGAGAGGAGUGGACCUGUCGCUUAUUGCACUUUACAGGAGAAAAUGUCUACAGGAGCUGAAUGAAAAUGCAGCUACAAUGUUUAAAAAACAGGAUGAGAAUGACGUAGCAGAGGGAGUGGCCAUCAUGAACGAGUUUGUCAUCCCUUGCAUGCAUCUCAUGGUCAGAGACAGCAUCAGUCAAGAGGACCUGGAUGUCAUAGAGCUGAUCAGGAAUUGCUGGUGCUCCCAUUUGGGGCAGGACAUGGAUGAUUCUCUGCAGGAAAAGCUCAGUGAUUUUUUACCCAGGGUCCUGGACUGUUCUACGGAGAGGGUGGUGCUGAAGGAGCCCCCCAAAGUGAGAAACUCCCCCCACGAUCUAUGCAGCCGUCUGUCUGCUGUCAUGGAGUCCAUCCACAGCACAUCAGUUGUCAUUGUGAAGUAAAGCUGGACGUGACAUCCAGAGCUGUCACAGGGUGAUCAAACCUAUGUCUCUGGAUUUCAGUUUGGUUGCACAAUGACUUUGUUUGUCUACAUUCACUGUGUUCUGAAUUCCUUGAAGGGAUAUAUGAUUGCGCUCACUCUUUGUAGACAUUUGAUCUCAGGAAAGAUCACAUAGAUUACAUUUUAUAAAGCAAGACUGCAGGUUUGUUAAAAAAUUUUACGUCAACCGUAAAAAUAUCGAAUGAAAUUAGUGUUUUAUAGAGAUUUGCUGAAGCCACUUUAUUUCAGUCUACACUUAGCUGAAAAUCAUGUCUGUAUUCUGUCUUUGUACUUUGCCUGAUUUCCACUCCUUUGUUCUACCCCUCUGUUAUCUUUCAAUAAAAUUUGAUUUUGUCCUGUC